CGCCAUCGACACAGUAUCCUCUUUCCAAAUCUGCGAAGUAAAGCCAUGCGCGUUCUCAGCUCCCUCGAUCGAUCCCAACCGUCGUCUCUCGUCCUACGGUUCCCGUUUCGCCACGUGUCCACCCAGGCCCCGCCGGCGCUCUCCUCGUCCUUCCCCCUGCCUCCGCUCAACGCCGUCGCCGUGGCCUGCGACCGGCGCCAAGACCGAGGUACUUCUUCGCCUCUGCUGCGGUGGAUCUCCGGCAUUGUCCUCGGGUCCGGCCUCGGUCUGCUCUACUGGCGUUCCGAAUUCGACUCCGCUGCGCCGUUUCUAUCCUUCGCUGACUGGUCGACGACGCCGGCGGCUGACCCCGCGGUGGAGGAUCGCCGCCGGUCGGGCUCCCAGUUCCGCAAGUUUGCUCUCCCUGGGUACAGCCCCAAGUUCAUCGUCGGAGAAACCUUUAGGAGGAAGGUCUUCUUCAAGUAUGAGAAACGGAUCAGGUUGCGUAGUCCGCCCGAGAAGGUGUUCGAGUACUUUGCCUCCUUUCGAACCCCGGAAGGAGAGUUACUCAUGCAGCCCGCAGAUUUGAUGCGUGCGGUUGUCCCUGUGUUCCCGCCUUCUGAAUCGAACCUUGUACGAGAGGGCUAUUUGAUUGGGGAGAGGAAUCCUGGUGACUUGAGAUGUGAACCUUCGAAGUUGUUUAUGCUUUUCGAUGUCAACAAUGAUGGGCGUAUAUCAUUUAAAGAGUAUAUAUUCUUUGUAACGCUGCUCAGCAUCCCGGAAUCAAGCUUUUCGGUGGCAUUCAAAAUGUUUGACCUCAACAAUAAUGGGGAGAUUGACAAGGAAGAAUUUAAGAAAGUGAUGGCUUUGAUGCGAGCUCAUACUCAACAGGGGUCCAUCAACAGGGAUGGAAUUCGUCCAGGUUUGAAGUUCUGUGGCUCUGUUGAAGAAGGUGGUCUGGUGGAGUACUUCUUCGGCGAAGGUGGGAAGUCAGGCCUUCAGCAUGAUAAGUUCGUGCAGUUCAUGAGAGAUUUGCAUGACGAGAUGCUGAAUCUGGAAUUUGCUCAUUAUGACUUCAAAGCACGGGGAACCAUAUCUGCCAAAGAUUUUGCCUUGUCCAUGGUUGCUUCUGCUGACAUAAGCCAUAUAAGCCGCUUGCUCGAUCGAGUCGAUGAUCUAGACAAUGAGGAGCAUCUUAGAGAUGUGCGCAUUUCUCUGGAGGAAUUUAAAAAAUUUGCUGAGCUGAGGAAAAAGCUGCAGCCAUUUUCUUUGGCCCUUUUCAGUUAUGGGAAAGUAAAUGGCUUGUUGACAAGAAAAGACUUCCAGCGAGCUGCAUACAAUGUUUGUGGCGUGUUGCUUACUGACAAUGUCACUGAGGUCAUUUUCCACGUGUUCGACAAUAAUCGUGAUGGGAGCUUAAGUGCAGACGAGUUUGUGAGGGUUCUCCACAGACGGGAGAGGGACAUUGCUCAGCCUGUGGGCAAAGGCCUGAUGGGGUACUUGUCAUGUUGCCAUUGCUGCGGGAAUAAGUGGUCUCUUGAGAGUAUACUUCGGCGAGUCUGAUCAGAUGACCUGCAUUUGGAUCGGGGAGGAAUUUACUACUCCCCUUUCUUUUAGGACAAAGUCUAUCAUAUUUGUACCAUGCUGAACGUAGUAAAGUAGACAACAGAAUUAUAGAUCAAAGUGUUGUGAGGUGGGUGAUGAGAGGGGUCUAUGUUCGUAGACUGUGCACGGAGUCCGGCUGCAGCAAAUUCUAACUGCACCAUCAGAAGAGUUAACUUCUGGAAUCUCAGCUAGUUGUCCCUAACAACCGGAGUUCGUGAGUUGAAGGUGACGGUCAUGAAGGCAUGAACUAAGGAGAACAGGUUCUUGGAGUUGUGGCCUUAUCUCAGAAAGAAUACAGCAAGCAAGACAAUAUUAAGCCUUUGGGAUCAUGCCUCUGUAUAUAAUCAUGGUUUAUUUUGUUCUUAAGAAACAUCAACUCUCUAUGAAAAUACGACUUUUUCUUGACGGUCCAAGAGAAA
Molecule: messenger RNA, 2003 nt
Organism: Punica granatum (pomegranate)
Lineage: Eukaryota; Viridiplantae; Streptophyta; Magnoliopsida; Myrtales; Lythraceae
Source: RefSeq, a predicted model, not a curated record